Messenger RNA from Centropristis striata (black sea bass), 5258 nucleotides. Its product is annotated as NACHT, LRR and PYD domains-containing protein 12-like. NCBI's taxonomy places the organism in Eukaryota, Metazoa, Chordata, Actinopteri, Perciformes, Serranidae. The transcript is spliced from 16 exons. The record is from RefSeq and is a predicted model, not a curated record. Gene Ontology annotation, biological process: regulation of apoptotic process. The coding region runs from base 4 to 4335 and encodes 1443 amino acids. Gene Ontology annotation, molecular function: protein binding.
AAGAUGAGUGAUUCAGAAGAAGAAGAGGACAGAUCAAAGUCUCCAGUCUCCAGCUGUCCCUCUAUGGAGAGUGACCGGAGUAAAGGACGUGUUCCAGACUUCAGUAAUGAACCUGGACCCUCAGACACAAAAGAGAGGAAGAGGAGUCAUGUCUCUGAGGAGGAGCAGCCGUCCUGCUGUGCUUUGUGUCAGGACGUCCUGAAGGAUCCGGUCUCUACCAGCUGUGGACACUGGUUCUGCAGACAGUGCAUCACCUCAUACUGGGACCAGUCUGCUUCACCAGGAGACUCCUCCUGUCCUCAGUGUGGAGAAAGAUCCAGAACAAGAGCUGGACUGCAGUCAGCCGGUGAAACCAGCACUGCACAAGCAGCUGGUGGUCUGCAGGAGGUUUUAGAUGCACAUAAGAUCAGUCUGAAGAGGAGAUGUCAACAUGUGACUGAAGGAACUGAUGGAACAGGAAGUGGAACCCUCCUCAACAGGAUCUACACUGAGCUCUACAUCACAGAGGGACAGAGUGAAGAGGUUAAUACCCAACAUGAGGUGAGGCAGCUGGAGACAGCUUCCAAGAAGAAGACCGUCCAUGACACUCCAAUCAAGUGCCAGGACAUCUUUAAAGCCUUACCUGACCAACAGGGACACAUCAGAGUCGUUCUGACGAACGGCGUCGCUGGCGUUGGAAAAACCUUCUCGGUGCAGAAGUUCAGUCUGGACUGGGCAGAGGGUUUGGAGAACCAAGAUGUCAGUGUGGUGAUUCUGCUUUCGUUCAGGGAGCUGAACUUGAUCAGAGAUGAGCAGUACAGUCUUCUGGAGCUGCUCCAUGUUUUCCAUCCAACAUUACAGAAGGUCCCAGCAGAGAAGCUCGCCGUCUGUAAACUUCUGUUCAUCUUUGACGGCCUGGAUGAAAGCAGACUUUCACUAGAUUUCAACAACAAGGAGGUUGUGUCUGAUGUCACACAGAAGUCAUCGGUCAACGUGCUGCUGACAAACCUCAUCGAGGGGAAUCUGCUUCCCUCGGCUCUCGUCUGGAUAACUUCCCGACCUGCAGCGGCCAAUCAGAUCCCUCCUGCAUGUGUCAACAGGGUGACAGAAGUACGAGGCUUCACUGACGCCCAGAAGGAGGAGUACUUCAGGAGGAGGGUCAGUGAUGAAGAGCGCUCCAGCACAAUCAUCUCACACAUCCAGACAUCCAGGAGCCUCCACAUCAUGUGUCUGAUCCCAGUCUUCUGCUGGAUCAGUGCUACAGUUCUGGACCACAUGUUGACUACAGAGCAGAGAGGAGAGCUGCCCAAGACCCUGACUGAUCUGUACUCACACUUCCUGCUGGUUCAGACGAAGAAGAAGAAGCAGAAGUAUGAUGAGGGACAUGAGACGAGUCCACAGGAGCUGAUGGAUGCUGACAGAGAAGUUCUUCUGAAGCUGGGGAGGCUGGCGUUUGAACAGCUGCAGAAAGGAAACAUCAUGUUCUACCAAGAAGACCUGGAGCGCUGUGGUCUCGAUGUCACAGAGGCCUCGGUGUACUCAGGAGUUUGUACAGAGAUCUUCAAAAGAGAGAGUGUGAUCUUCCAGAAAACAGUAUACUGCUUUGUUCAUCUGAGCAUUCAAGAGUUUCUGGCUGCAGUCUACCUGUUCCACUGUUACACCACCAGGAACACAAAGGUACUGAAGGCUUUCUUUGGGAGCGACUGGGACAAUGACAGCAGUGAUGGAAAAGGUCCCUCAUCCCUGAAGAAGUUCCAAGGGAGAGUCCUAUGGAAAUCCCUCAAAAGUGGAAAUGGCCCAUCCCUGGAUGACUUCUUGAAGAGAGCCAUGGAGAAAUCCCUAGAAAGUGAAAAUGGCCACCUGGACCUGUUUGUCCGCUUCCUCCAUGGCCUCUCUCUGGAGUCCAACCAGAGACUGUUAGGAGACCUGCUGAGUCAGACAGACAACAGUCCAGAAAUCAUCCAGAGAGCCAUUAAUAACCUGAAGGGGAUGAACACUAAUGAGAUCUCUCCUGACAGAAGCAUCAACAUCUUCCACUGUCUGACGGAGAUGAACGACCUCUCAGUACAUCAGGAGAUCCAAGAGUUCCUGAAGUCAGAGAACAGAUCAGAGAAGGAACUCUCUAAGAUCCAGUGCUCAGCUCUGGCCUACAUGCUGCAGAUGUCAGAGGAGGUUCUGGAUGAGUUGGACCUGCUAACAUACAACACAACAGUGGAAGGACGACAGAGACUUAUUCCAGCUGUGAGGAACUGCAGAAAGGCUCGGCUUUCUGACUGUGGACUCUCAAACUUCACUCAAUGUGAAGUUUUGGCCGCAGCUCUGAAGUCCAACCCCUCCCAUCUGAGAGAGCUAGACCUGAGUAUCAACAGACUGGAGGAUUCAGGAGCGAAGCAGCUGUGUGAUGGACUUCAGAGUCCAAACUGUAAACUGGAGACUCUGAGAUUUUGGCGUUCCAGUUUGUCAGAGGUCAGCUGUGCUUCUCUGGCCUCAGCUCUGAAGUCCAACCCUUCCCAUCUGAGAGAGCUGCAGCUGAGUCACAACAAGCUGCAGGAUUCAGCAGUGAAGCAGCUGUGUGAUUUUCUGGAGAGUCCACACUGCCGACUGGAGACUCUGAGAUUGAGAUGGUGCAGUUUGUCAGAGAUCAGCUGUGCUUCCCUGGCCUCAGCUCUGAAGUCCAACCCCUCCCAUCUGAGAGAGCUGGACCUGAGAGACAACGAGCUGCAGGAUUCAGGAGUGAAGCAGCUGUGUGAUUUUCUGAAGAGUCCACACUGCAGACUGGAGACUCUGAGAUUGGAUGGUUGCAGUUUGUCAGAGAUCAGCUGUGCUUCUCUGGCCCCAGCUCUGAAGUCCAACCCCUCCCAUCUGAGAGAGCUGGAGCUGAGUGACAACAAGCUGCAGGAUUCAGGAGUGAAGCAGCUGUGUGAUUUUUUGGAGAGUCCACACUGCAGACUGGAGAUUCUAAGAUUGACGUCCUGCAGUUUGUCAGAGAUCAGCUGUGAUUAUCUGGCCUCAGCUCUAAAGGCCAACCCCUCCCAUCUGAGAGUGCUGGAGCUGAAUGACAAAGAGCUGAAGGAUUCAGGAGUGAAGCAGCUCUCUGAUCAUGUGGAUAAUCCGAAAUGCAGACUGGAGGCUCUGAGGGUAAAUUACAGGACGAUCAUAGAUGACUCUAAUGUCAAACUGGAUGUUAAAACAAACCUGCCUGAGGAUGACAAAAAGACUCCAUCAUCCUUCUCACCUGAACUCACAUCUGGAGCUUCAUACAGGUUCAGGUGUCCUGGUCCAGGUGUGUUCCAGUGUAAUUUGACUGGACUGGUGUUUGUUAUGGCUCAGGAGACAAUUCUGCUGUACAGGACCGUCCAAUGGGAUCAGAGCCUCCUCCAAUCAGCUGGCAGGCAGGCUGCAGGGCUGCUGUUCGAUAUCAAGAGUUCUGAGGACUCUGCUGUCCUUCAGCUCCACCUCCCACACUGUGAAACAAAGGAAGCGUUGCUCUUUGACGGCCUGCUGUCUGUUGUCAACAUCACUGAUGAUGGAAUGAGCAUCUUGGAGCCGUUGGAGAUCACAGACACUCAUGUGGUUGUGAAGGUCCCUCACCUCUCAGUCUUCGGCCUGGUCUGGGAUUUCGUCAAAAGGUUUCUGACUAACAAGUCACUGCCAAUAAAGGGCCACGUUCUGCUGUUCCUCCGACCUCCGUAUGAAGACGUACGAAUUCUUGACAUAUUACUACUGCAGGAAAACAUCUCUGUGCAUGAGGUUGUUGCCCAACAAGAAGGUUCUGGUUUGCAGUUCAUCAGGAUCUCCUCCAGCUGUCAGCUGAGCUUUGGUCAAAGUUACAGUGUCCACUGUGAACCUGAGGGCUUCCAUAUACAGCCAGAGUGUGAACAAUUUCAGUCAAAUUGUGGACUAUAUUUCCCUCCAACAUUUGAAGUUUUCCUGACUACAAACACAAAGAGAGUGACUGUGAUGGUCAAGGACCAAGAGGGGAAUGUCGUCUGGAAACGUCGAGUCUCCCUGACAGGUCCAAGAUGGGAAGUUAGACAGACAAAUGUCCCAGCAGAGGACAGCGUCCCAGCAGAGGACAGAGCCCCAGCUGAUGAGAAGCUGUUCUCAGUUCGGAUAGAGUUCAUUAUCAGAGUGACUGAACCUGUUCUGAACCAGCUUCUGGAUACACUUCUUGACCGUCAUGUGAUAACUGAUGGUGAAAUGGAGUCGAUCAGUCAAAUAAACAGAACAAAUGCAGACAAAGCACGAAAAAUGAUCGACACGGUGCGAAGAAAGGGAGCUGAAGCCAGUUCAGUUCUGAUCGCUGCUCUCCUUGAGGUGGAUCCACAUCUUUCCAGAGCGCUGAAGUUGAGCUGAAGCAGAAGAGUAGAAACUGCUGUUAUAGAGCUGUUAUAGACAUUAAUUACCACAUGAUGAAUGUCUGUAACAGCUGAGUGUUACACAUUACUUGACAUCUUUAAAUUAGAAGAUUUGCUGUUAAAACCUGUGGUUUUUUUGAAGCGAUCAAACUUGAACUACAUUGGAUGACUGUUGAGCAGCGACACAAUUCCAAUAAGAAAUUGUGCCUGCAACCAUGAACUAAAACAGAAAAAUGCUUCUGCUGUUAUUUAGUGAGACUAAAUGAAACAUCGUCAUUUCAGCUCCCAGUCUGUUCUGUGCAUGCACUGGCUGCAAAAACAUCAACAUGGCAAUGUUCAACAGGUAAAAAUUCAAGAUUUCAUUUUCUUAUUUUCUCAUUUUCAUUAAAAAUAUAAUAUUUUCUAGGACGCCAAAGACCAUAUGAGACAAUAACAUGCUUCAUGUGUGAGAGUCAGUGUUGUUCUUGCUUUCAGCCACUAGAUGGAAGCACUUCACUGAUGGACCGAGAAGAUUAAUUACUUUGAAUACUGCACCCUCUUUACAGUUACACAGAGUAAAAUAAAUCUUAUCAAAUGACUAAAGGAAAAACAGAUGACUGUGCUGUAACCCUCUCAACAUCACACAGAUCGUUGUCUCUCAGUAGGCUGCACUAACAUAAUACAGAUUCAUAAAUGCUUUUAAUUUUUACUCAUGAUAAACAAUUUCCAGGAACUAGCAAGAGACAAAAAAAAUAAAGUUCAUUCAGGAUAUUACGUUAAACAAUAUGCCCGUGGUGAUAAAGUUGGAGCAGGUGAUGGCACUAUUGCUUUUUUCUUUCUUUUUAGACAUAACAGUCUUGUUUCAACGUCCAAAUCUUUGUGUGUCAUGUAAAGUAAAAUAUAAUAUAUAUAUUUAUUCUUUACCUACUUUUGUUAACAUGA